Verticillium alfalfae VaMs.102 is the source of this 336-nucleotide messenger RNA. RefSeq lists its product with no specific name. NCBI's taxonomy places the organism in Eukaryota, Fungi, Ascomycota, Sordariomycetes, Glomerellales, Plectosphaerellaceae. The transcript has a single exon. The record is from RefSeq and is a predicted model, not a curated record. The annotation marks the transcript as partial.
GACUCGACAGAUCUGCGUCUGGGAAAUACAAGCGAUGCAACGUACAGCAACUCAGUUUCAGGGCCAUCAAGUCGCCCAGCUGUCCCCGAGUCCCGUUUCAAGCUUUUCAGGAUGGGCGGCAAGGGGCAGAUGAACGAGAGCGAGCUCGAACUGGGAGACAAGCUGCAGGGGGACGUCCAGACCGAGAUUGGCGCAACUCCGUCCUCGUGGAGGGACGUCGUGGCCGACCAGGACCGACACAGUUCGAUGGAGUCGGGGAUUCAUGUGCACACAACGACGACGGUGGAUUCGGAAUCGGGUUAUGUCCCACGGGGACGGAGAUCUUCUCAAAUGUGA